Cimex lectularius (bed bug) is the source of this 2278-nucleotide messenger RNA. RefSeq names its product leucine-rich repeat-containing protein 70-like. The transcript has 2 exons. Lineage: Eukaryota; Metazoa; Arthropoda; Insecta; Hemiptera; Cimicidae. Gene Ontology annotation, molecular function: protein binding. The coding region runs from base 92 to 1291 and encodes 399 amino acids. Gene Ontology annotation, cellular component: extracellular matrix. The record is from RefSeq and is a predicted model, not a curated record.
UUUUGUUUGUACAGAUUUAUCUUAUCUGCAAUUUUUGAUAUCAAAAGCCAAAAACGUUGAGAGUCAGUAUAACAAGAUUCAUGUUAUAAAAAUGUUGGUGUUUUUUCUGUUGAACUUGGCCAGAAUCACACAGGCAGAAGUACUGCCUUUUAAUUGUCAUGUGAAACAUUCGAGGCCUGUUGCAUGGGACGUCGAUUGUUCCAGCAGGAAUCUUCAAGUUCUGCCUAAAACUCUGGAAAAUCAGCCGAUUGUGAAUUUCACGCUUAGAAACAACAUGUUUAAAAAUGUAAGUUUCAGCGCAUGGGUAAACUUAAAAUACUUGGAUAUAUCGUUUAACCAAGUGAAUGCCUUUCAUAAAAGCAUGCUCAGCGGUGUAAAAAACCUCAACUUUCUAAACAUAUCCUACAAUACUUUAAGAAAUAUUUAUCCUGAUAAUUUUGAAGGGUUGGAACAUUUAAAAACACUUGAUAUUUCUGGAAAUUUUUUGUUGAAAAAUGAAGAAAGUGUUUAUCAAGCUAUAAACAAGACGCUUUACAACGGUCUUAGAAGACUAUACGCAAAAUCACUUGGUUUGUCAGAUUUUCCAAUUAAUAUUUUUGACCAUGCUUCUGAACUUGAAAUUCUCGAUUUGAAAUACAACAACAUCACUUUUCUUCCGAUAUUCCCGCCCAACUUAAGGGUGCUAGAUUUGAGCAGCAAUAAUUUAAAGGAACUUAAAAUGCACCCUUUUCACAUGGCUACGAAUUUAAGGGAGUUGAUCAUCGAGGACAAUAAAUACUUAACGACAAUUGACCAUGACGCUUUUCGACAUACGAAACAUCUGGAACGUAUCUCCCUGCGUGGAAGCAUCAGGUUGGACUACCUCCCAAAGCCACUUUUUUUCCAUCUGCCACUCAAGUCGCUCUCCCUGGCAAGAUGCAACUUUACAACCCUUCAUCCAUAUUUUAAGCAUCAGUUCGUCCAACUAGAAUUCCUCGAUUUGAGGGGUAAUCCGUGGGAGUGCAAUGCUUCGAUUCGAUGGUUCACCAGGCUUGAUGGACCGCUUGCAAAAGAAAUAAGAUGUUUCACUCCGAGGAAUGUGUCGAUUGACAGCUACUUCGGAAUGAAAAUGUCACACAUAGUAUUGGGAAAUCUAUUGGCCCUCCUCAUGGGACUCCUCUUGAUAUUUUUCGGCCUCGGAUUAUGGUUUGCGUUAGACCUGGAGAAGAAAAGCAGGCUUAGCCACAUGUAUUCACCGCUGGAGAAAAACGUGGUGCAAACCAGGCCCGUCUAUGUCUCGACUGUAUGCUGAUGACGCUACGUGAUUUAAUUAUGUAUAAGAAAGGAAGACAGUGAGAGAGAGAAAGAACGAAUGAAAGGGAGAAAAUCCCAUCCGAAAUAUUACACUAAAAAUUAACUUACUGUCGAUAAAGCUUGCAGAGCUAGCAGUGUGUGGAUGCGUAAAACACAUUUUCUAAAAUAUGUAAUAGCUUAUUUACUGAUUUUAAUUAGGAUAUAGAUGUGCUUAUUUUUGUUUUAAAAAAAUAUGAUUAAUUUGUGCUUCAUUGCAAUAUUUAUUUUCUUUGAUUGAUAAAGCUAAAUUGGACAGUCUACAUUUUAACUAUAUAAUAUAAAAUUAAGCUGUCAAACUUAAAAUUUUAUUUAUCUUAAUUAUUUUAAACAGGACAUAUGUAUUUAUUCUGUUAGAAAACUAUUUUUAAUUAUUAUUUAACACCUCUGGUAGCAAAUGAAAAUAAUAGCCAGAGUAGGUCACAAUUGUAUGCUAUUUUACUAGAGAUAUAUAUUAUAUUUUAUCUAAUAUAUUAUUUUUAUAAUGGCUUAAUAAUGCAAUUAUUGUGCACAAGACCACAGGUCUUCCUUUUUUCUUUAAGCACUGAAAGUAAGAAAAUGCAAAAGCAAACAGAAAACAAAUUAAUCAUUGUCUUUAAGUAUUAUCAAUUUAAAAUAAAAACAUAUAUGAGUAAUAUUAAAUAACAUAGUAGUAAUUAAUAAUUUCUUUAAAAUAAUUUUGCAUGAUUAGUCAACUUUAUAACAAUUGGAACGUCUUCCUUAAUAUGUGUAUUCUUGUUUUUAUUUAGGUUUUUACUUGUUUUGUGUAAUUUAAUGUUGUAAUCUAUCAUUUGCCACCCUAGUAUUCAUUUUUAUCAUUGAAAGUAAGUAGGAAAAUGCAACCAAAAUCUACAAAAUUAUGAGCUGGAAAUAAGACAAACAAAUAGUUAAGCACAAAUUAUUAAUAUUUUAUUAUAUUUAAACAUUAAAGGCAUUUCUUUUUCAUUAA